Molecule: messenger RNA, 580 nt
Organism: Patiria miniata (bat star)
Lineage: Eukaryota; Metazoa; Echinodermata; Asteroidea; Valvatida; Asterinidae
Product: CCN family member 2-like
Exons: 3
Coding region: 120-428 (102 amino acids)
Cellular component (GO): extracellular region
Source: RefSeq, a predicted model, not a curated record
GAACUUUGCAACACCACUCCGGCGUUCCAAAUCGCUUCUUUCAUCCGCGUCAGUCUCAUCUCAAGCUUCAAGUGUUUCGCCUUUAACUUUUGGCACGGGACAACGCUCAGAUUAGAAACAUGAAGAUCGCCGUGGUACUGGCAGUUUUCGCUAUGUUCGUGCAGGGAGGCCAGAGUCUAGGCUGCAAGCCAUGUUCGGAGGUGAAGUGCGUGUCCGUUCUGGAAUCGGAUUGCUACAAGGGUGCCGAGCUCGUCACAGAUCACUGUGGGUGCUGCGAUGUCUGCUCUAAGGGUUAUGAUGAACCGUGCGGAGGUCUGGAGAUGAUGGGCGAAUGUUCGCAGCACCUCGGUCUCUACUGCCAGUUACCUCGGUGUAAAAAUCCCAACGACAUCGUCUGCAAAUCCCAACCUGGUAUCUGCAAGUUGUAAUAAAUAUGAACAAAAUGUAUCUGGCCGAGCAUAAUGACGAUUUUGAUAUUAAUUACUAUUCUAAUAAACCAUAAUACGGCCUUCGGUGCCGGUAUAUAGUAUCAAAUAGUACAUACACAAAUUGGGUUUACGAAAACUCGGCUUCAUCUCUG